UUUUCCCUCCAAAUCACCCCUCCGUGUAACAACGAGCGGUAUUAUGAAUAUAUGGGGCGAUGCUGCACGAAAUGCGACCCAGGGAGAGCUUUAAUAGAAGUGCACCCGGGAAACAGCACGUUCCAUCGACUCUGUGCUUGCAUAGCCGGCUACCACUGGAACGAAGACUGCGACUGCUGUCGGCGAAACACAAAAUGCCCUCUGGGUUCCGGCGUGAUGUAUCCUAUCCAAGAGGACAAGGAUGCAGUAUGCCUGCCAUGUCCCACAGGAUAUUUUUCUAACGUCUCUUCCUCAACUGAUGAGUGUAAAUCCUGGACUAACUGUACAGCACUUGGGGCUGAGGAAAAAAAAGACCAUGAUUACAACUAUCCCAAUGUCCCACCGCAGGCUCCUCCGCGGUCCCUCGGGCCGCUGCAGUGGGACUGGCACAAUCCGCGCUGGACCCUCAAAACAAACCAAUUAUUUUAUAUGCUGGUUGCUCCGCUCCUUCUUGUUGCCCUGGUCGGCAUUGUCGUCCUUGCUGUAUACUAUCGGAACAAGGGGAAAGUAUUGACAGCAGAUCUGCAGUACUGGGUGAGCGAAAUCUGCACGCAAAUAAAAGGGGCAAAGGAUCCCCCCACGGACACAUUUUUAAACACAAACGUGACGAGUCUUUCCGGUCUUCCGCUUUUGCAAGGAACUUACCUGCUGCACCAUGACGAAUAUUCGUUUUCCGACGACCUGUGUUUCCCAGCGGGCCAUGUCAUGUUUGAGAGCGAGGCAGAAAACGGCCACCUUCGUCAGGUUCCCACGGAAGAUGAGUAUUUGGACAGAAUUCCCCAAGGCCAGACUUACUUUAAGCCUUUACGGAGUCAACCAGACAGUACACCUCCAUUGCUGUUCUCGGAGCCCCUGGAAGUAGAAGAGAACGUUAGUUUAAGUCAGUGCUUUGUAGGAACGGAAAGCCUGGUGGAAUUGUCGGACUGCUGCUGCUCCGACGUUUCGUGUGGAGCGGACCUUUCCCGUGCUUCCUCUGACAAAGGCCCCCUGCCUUCUUGCUAUCGCUGCAGCUGUGACGACACGGGGCACAUCGAGAGCCGAGACACAGGUGGCUCCCUGCCAGCACCCACGGUGACAAACAGCUGCCCUGCCUGUGGCAUAUCGUCUAGAGAAUCUCCCAGGAAACCUGGCAACACUGCAGAUUCUUUAAAACAGAGUGGACCUUCCCCACAAUGCACCUGUGGCUUGGACUCUUCCUCUGGAAACCAGAGUGCCCCGACAAGCGGUCCUAGUGCCGCAGGUGAGCCAUCUGAUGGAACCCAGGCAAAGCACCAGAACGCAAAAAGAGACAAUGCCGGAUCAAACGGCAGCGCUCCAGAUCCUCCAGUGGCAUCUGGAAAUGUGACUGGAAACGGUAACUCUACAUUCAUUUCAAGCGGACAAGUCAUGAAUUUUAAAGGCGACAUCAUCGUCGUCUACGUUAGUCAGAACUCCCAGGAGGGCUCCGCGUCUCCCGGGGCGACGGAGGGCAACCUGGGCAGUCCGGUACAGGAGGAAAAUAACCGCUGUGAGACGUUUGCGGGCAACGUUCACCAGUAUAAGGAGAAAUGUGCAGAGAUGGACUCCUAUCACAGCACGGAAAGCGAAGGAGGAGCCGGCGGUGUGGGCGACUACAAGAGAACUUCGGGGCCGGUAGUCCAGGAAGAGACUCAAGACUGUCCAAACAGAAAACACCUUGGGAACGAAGCCUCCCAACCUGUACAAGAGGAGGGGAGACCAGAACAGUUUCUAGAGAAGGUAUGGCACUGAUGGGAAUGCUUGCUUGCCCGGGAGACAUGAGUCGGAUUGCACUAAAUAACCCCGCAGUCAUGUUGCUCUUAAGAAAUCAGGCGGUGGCAUGUGAAACCGCCUCGUACUGAUUCAGACUACUGGAGCGUCAAACUCAGUAUCAUCAGCUGCUCUCUCCAGGAUCUCAGAGAAAAACUCUUCCCGCAGUGCCUACAGCCAGAGAUCCUUUAACUGGAAAUGCCAGGAUUUGAACCUGGAACCCUCUGCAGACCUUGGGCUUUGUCCCUCUUACAGAUCGCGGGGACUGACCAGCCAGGACUGAGACCUUUGCUCGUCUUGGAGAUUCUCCGAAGCCCUGUGUGAAAGGACAGGGUAUUAUUGGAUGCCAGAUGGUGCGUCUCCUCACAACUAUCAGGGAACAAAUUGAAAUACUGGGGAACUCUGGCACGAUAUGUUGCUAGCAUUGCAUAUGUACCAAAAUCAGAGUGCGAAGCUGCCAAAGACUCCAGUCAACAAGCUUGCCUUUUGUUAUAAUGGUGGAUUUGGGGCUACGUACACACAUAACAUGGAACCAGUGUUCCCUCUAAGCUG
Gekko japonicus is the source of this 2358-nucleotide messenger RNA. Its product is annotated as tumor necrosis factor receptor superfamily member 11A-like. The record is from RefSeq and is a predicted model, not a curated record. The annotation marks the transcript as partial. Gene Ontology annotation, molecular function: tumor necrosis factor receptor activity; cytokine binding. Gene Ontology annotation, cellular component: external side of plasma membrane. Lineage: Eukaryota; Metazoa; Chordata; Lepidosauria; Squamata; Gekkonidae. Gene Ontology annotation, biological process: multinuclear osteoclast differentiation; lymph node development; positive regulation of bone resorption. The transcript has 10 exons.